Messenger RNA from Perkinsus marinus ATCC 50983, 430 nucleotides. RefSeq lists its product as hypothetical. The record is from RefSeq and is a predicted model, not a curated record. The transcript is spliced from 4 exons. NCBI's taxonomy places the organism in Eukaryota, Perkinsozoa, Perkinsida, Perkinsidae. The annotation marks the transcript as partial.
AUUCGAGAUUUCCGGUUAUUUCCCAGCGGACGAAUUUGGAUUUACGGCGGCUGCUUUUGAGAAGGAGAUUUGGAAGGUUGCUGAUGACCUCUAUCUCAAAGGCUGGAUACGGGUACGGGAAAAGUUCGCGCAAGGAGAGCUUGGUGGCGACGUAAAUGCUCUGUCGUAUUUCCGAAAAUGGGUUGAGCAACAACAUAAUAAAUCUGGUGUUAUACGUACGAGUCAUUUCUUUGAUGAUAAUUAUGGUAUAGCCAAGCUGCCGGCACCUGUCUUGAAGUGUAUCAAGGAUAUGCGCCCAUAUCGAAAGAAGCGGCUGCAUAUGGGCAAAAAAUCUAUUCGGAAGGAUCUGACUCGUUAUGAGGCGUACAGUAAAGCUGAGGAGCUUCGAAGGGAGAGGUUGGUGGACGAAGCGAUGGUCCAAGACUAUUGA